UGUGCGAGCCCUAAGGGUAGAGCCCUUAGCCUUGUGUCAUCUUGGUCGCCGCCGCCGCCAUGGCGGUGGUCCCUCCCCCCCGGGAGGGCACCGUGGCCGUCAUGGUGCGAGUGCGACCCCCGGCCCCCGGCGAGGGAGCCGCGCAGCACCCGGUGCUGAGGGUGCUCGACCAUCACACCCUCGUGUUCGACCCUGACGGGUCUGCUGGUGCCCCCGGCGGGGUGCAGCCUGCUGGCCGCAGCAGGAACCCAGGGAAACAUCAGAAGUUCCACUUCGACCGGGUUUUUGCUGAGCAGGCCACCCAGGAGGAGGUGUUCCAGCACACCACCCAUCAGAUGGUCGACACCAUCCUCGAUGGCUACAACUGCUCUGUGUUUGCCUACGGGGCAACAGGAGCAGGGAAGACCUACACCAUGCUGGGCUCAGAGAAGAGCCCUGGCAUCAUCCACCUCACCAUGGAGGAGCUGUUCAGGAGGCUUGAGGCUAGGAAGGAGCAGAAGAGCUAUGAGGUCCUGGUCUCCUACCUGGAGGUCUACAACGAGGAGAUCCAUGACCUGCUGGAGCCCAAGGGCCCUCUGUCCAUCCGGGAGGAUCCCGAGAGAGGAGCUGUGGUUCAGGGUCUCUCCAUCCAGCAGCCCAGCUCGGCAGAGCAGCUCCUGCAGACGCUGCUGAGGGGCAGCAGGAACCGCACGCAGCAUCCCACCGCUGCCAACGCCUCCUCCUCCCGCUCCCACGCCGUCCUGCAGGUCUACGUGAAGCAGCAGGACCGCGCCGGGGGCCUCGGCGGGGCUGUGCGGGUGGCCAAGAUGAGCUUGGUCGACCUGGCCGGCUCGGAGCGAGCCGCGCUGGCCAAGACCAGGGGCGAGCGGCUGCGGGAGGGAGCCAGCAUCAACCGCUCGCUGCUCGCCCUGCUCAGCGUCAUCCAGGCGCUGGCUGGGGCCAAGGGCAAGCAGAGCCACAUCCCGUACCGGGACAGCAAACUGACGAGGCUGCUGAAGGACUCCAUCGGCGGCAACUGCCGCACCCUGAUGCUGGCUGCCCUCAGCCCCUCGCCGCUCUGCUGCCAGGACACCCUCAACACGCUCAAGUAUGCCAGCAGGGCCAAGGAGAUCCAGGUCUCGCUCAAGAGAAACCCGCUCAGCCCGGACUCCCACGUCUGUCACUAUGCUGUGCUGUGUGCGCAGCUGAGAGCGCAGGUGGCAGAGCUGCAGACCAAGCUCCGUGCCUACGAGGACGCUGCCCGCAGGGCACAGAGCCAGGCGCCGCUGCCUGCCCUCGGCUCCAGCCCGUUGCAGCUGCCCAGGGUGGAGGAGGCUGUGCCCAAGGUGUGCCUGGACCUCCCUGGUGGGGAGAGAGCUGGAGAGCAGCAGGAGCUGGCAGCUGGCUGUCCUGUUCCCUUGCAGCUGGCCUUGGAGGAGGCUGCAGAGGAAAGGUCUGCCCCAGCCAUCCAGCAGGCAGAUGUGCAGCAGGAAGCAAAGGAAGCAGGCCUCCUGCUGCAGGGCUUGACUGCCAGCCAGCCAGAGGGGUGAGUGUCCUUGUGCCACCUCCCUGUGCCACUUCCUCCUGGCUGCUCAGAGAGUUUCACCCUUCCUGUUGUGUGCAGCCCCCCUGAGGGUGCUGGAGGUGGG
This is a messenger RNA of Dryobates pubescens (Downy woodpecker), 1628 nucleotides long. RefSeq names its product kinesin-like protein KIF18B. Gene Ontology annotation, molecular function: ATP binding; microtubule motor activity; microtubule binding. The coding region runs from base 60 to 1529 and encodes 489 amino acids. The record is from RefSeq and is a predicted model, not a curated record. NCBI's taxonomy places the organism in Eukaryota, Metazoa, Chordata, Aves, Piciformes, Picidae. The transcript has 10 exons. Gene Ontology annotation, biological process: microtubule-based movement.